UCGGGCGGAGCGCAUUGUGUUCAGCUCUCUCUCUCUCUCCCUCUCUCUUACACACACAUACACACACACACCCCAGCAACUCGUAGUCCUAUACGAUUUCGAGUAACGGAGUGGCGCUGAUCUGUAUUUGAGCCGGGUUUUGCCCGGGUGUAAAGGUUUAAGGCUUUAAGGCGGCGACACUGGAGCAUCGGCGGCUAUUUGCGCUCAUCAUCAUCAUCAUCAUCCUCAUCACACCUCCUGGGUUUGAAAUUUCCCCGUAAAACACACAGUAGGCUGAAUCUCCAGGAGCCGAUCUCCACCGAACAUCCGAGCUCUGCUUGCUGGCUGAGCAAGUAAAGAGGAGUAGAGAGGAUGACUGAGUAUAAGCUGGUGGUGGUGGGAGCUGGAGGCGUGGGCAAGAGCGCUCUCACUAUCCAACUCAUCCAGAACCACUUUGUGGAUGAAUAUGACCCUACCAUAGAGGACUCAUACAGGAAGCAGGUGGUGAUUGAUGGUGAGACAUGCCUGUUGGACAUCCUGGACACAGCAGGUCAGGAGGAGUACAGUGCCAUGAGGGACCAGUACAUGAGAACAGGAGAGGGCUUCCUCUGUGUCUUUGCCAUCAAUAACACCAAGUCAUUUGAGGACAUUCAUCAGUACAGGGAACAGAUUAAACGGGUAAAGGACUCGGAUGAUGUGCCAAUGGUUCUUGUGGGCAAUAAAUGUGACCUUCCAUCUCGCACGGUGGAUACACGGCAAGCGCACGAGCUCGCUCGCAGCUACGGCAUCCCCUACAUCGAGACCUCAGCUAAGACUAGACAAGGAGUGGAGGACGCCUUUUACACACUAGUACGGGAGAUCCGACAGCACAAGUUGAGGAAGCUCAACCCUCCAGAUGAAAGUGGACAGGACUGCAUGAGCUGUCGUUGCGUGGUGUCAUGAUUUAAGCUGACGUCUCCAUAUUAAUAAGUGGACCAAUGGCUCCAUGGGGCAAAAUGGAUUACAGACUCUAAUUACAUCUGGAGACAAAAUAAAAGCCAAGAAAAGCAUUAGCUGCAAAAUGGACAUUAGAAGAAAGACUUUGCCUUGCAGUGACCUCCACUGGCUGUCUACAUCUGCCUAAAAAAUCCCAACUAAUGACAUGUAUUUGUUUGCUAUUCAUUAACUUCCAAGUGCUAAUACUGGGCAGCUCCUGGAUUUCAUCUAAUUUAUUAUCCUCCUAUGUCUCAACACUGGCUUUUACCUGGAAGUCAGGCCUCUGUGUGACCUAAGCAUGAAAAAAUGCUCUUCUCAUAUGAACUGGACACUAAUCGCUUCAUCACAGACACCGUGUUCUCCUCCUCUGCUGUCUGAGGGAAGCAUGCAAGUCUAUACACGAGAAAUCUGCCAACUGCAAAGAUACAGGAUUUCCUCCUCUUUUGACAGUUAGCCAUAUUUGAUCUGCUUAACAUGCUGUUGUUUAACAUGUAACUGUUGUGAAAAAGGGUAUUUGUGGUCAUAACCAUAACCAUGGGAACUGUAAUCAGCUGCAGCACUAGAUACUGUAUGUGUGAUGGAUUUUGUGUAUGUGUUUUAAAGAAAAAACUCUUGAUGGAAAUGCUGAACAGACUGACCGGUUAUUGGAUUCCAAUAAAAAUUAAAUUAAAGGACCCACAAGCUUGGUUAAAGAUCUCAUAGAUUCUUGGAGUUUGAUUUAAUGUAAAAAAGUCAGUUUCAAUUGCCAGAGAUAUAUACAGUAUACUGUAUAAUAGGAUGGGACAAACUGCUGUUGUCUUAACUAGAAAAUAAUAAAUAGAAGAUCUCUUGUCUACUGAUCAAUAAAAUACUUCAUUUUCA
Clarias gariepinus (North African catfish) is the source of this 1815-nucleotide messenger RNA. RefSeq names its product HRas proto-oncogene, GTPase a (gene hrasa). The transcript has 6 exons. Bases 352 to 921 code for a protein of 189 amino acids. Gene Ontology annotation, biological process: Ras protein signal transduction. Lineage: Eukaryota; Metazoa; Chordata; Actinopteri; Siluriformes; Clariidae. Gene Ontology annotation, cellular component: plasma membrane. Gene Ontology annotation, molecular function: GTP binding; GTPase activity; GDP binding. The record is from RefSeq and is a predicted model, not a curated record.